AAGCAGCAGGACCUUCUCACAAGCCCUAAGCAGUACCGACAGGAGAGGAAAAGAGGCGUGGCCUGCGGAGGGCGAACGGGAAACCCCUUUAAUGUCACGAGCGAAGAGGAACGUUGCCGGGGUCAGCUGGUGUUACCUGACCCUGUGGUGGUUUGUACUUCUUUAUCUCUGCCAACAAAGGGCCAAUGGGGGGCAGCUGCAGGAGCCUUGUCGGGGGAGAGACUGCUCUGUGUGUCAGUGUUUUCCAGCCAAAGGAUCCCAUGGUGGGCCAGGCCACCUGGGUCGCCGGGGCUCACAGGGGCCCCGGGGCCCACCAGGCCUCCAGGGGCCUCAUGGAGAGAAGGGAAGAUCAGGUGACGCUGGAGAUCCUGGGGAAGAAGGGGAGGUCGGGGACGUGGGCAUGACUGGCGUUCCUGGUUUUCCCGGACUAGAUGGCGUCCCUGGGUACCCUGGGCCUGGGGGUCCUCCGGGUCUCCCGGGGUGGGACGGCUGCAACUCGUCGAGGGGAGACCCCGGAAUCCCGGGCGUCCCGGGCGGGCAGGGGCGUUACGGGAUCACGGGAGCUCCAGGGGUGAAAGGUCAGAAGGGGGACCCCAUCUAUGGCAAAUCCUCUCCAGGACCCCCUGGUGAUGCUGGACCGCAAGGACAUCCUGGUGUGCCUGGGCACCCUGGUAUCAUUGGUCCCAGCGGUCCACCUGGGCUGACAGGACAAGCAGGGAUACAGGGAGUCCCUGGUGUGCCUGGACCAAGAGGAACACCUGGUGACACAGGCCGAUCACUGCCAGGACAGAAGGGUGACGAGGGAGAUCAGGGCAUCCAAGGCCCCCCCGGGCCCUUUGAGAUCGUGGAGCCCCCGGUGGAGCAGUACCAAAAGGGAGAUAAGGGGGAGAAAGGCAUAAAGGGAGUGUGUGGAGCCCCAGGCACUGACGGAGCGUAUUCAGCCCGAGGAGAGAAAGGAGAAAAGGGAAUCCUUGGUCUUCCUGGAUCACGGGGAUUUCCUGGCUCCCUUGGUCAACCUGGCUACUACGGAUCACAGGGACCCAGUGGGGACCCCGGACUUCCUGGCCUGAUCGGAAACCCAGGCCCAAAGGGCUACUUAGGAGACCCGGGGCCAAGGGGACCCCCGAGCGCAGGACACAUCAAUCAAAAAGGAGAUUCUGGAAGUAUUGGUAAUACGGGCCCUCCCGGAGAAGUGGGGCCCCCAGGGGAGCCCGGGCAUAUUGGCCUCCCAGGACUACCAGGACCCCCAGGGCAGUCCCUAACAGGUCCAGUGGGUCGGCCAGGCGGCCCAGGGUUCCGGGGCCCAAAGGGGGUGAAGGGGAAGCCUGGGUGGUCCUACACUGACCGCAUACCAGGACAACCUGGGGUGCAGGGGCCACCAGGGGCCAAAGGACUCCGUGGUCCUCCAGGACGCGGUGGGCAUGCCCAUUCCUGUCUCAAAGGGGAGAUGGGUGAACCUGGAGAUGUUGGAGGCCAAGGUCCCCCUGGAGCCUCAGGGGAGAAAGGAAAGAGAGGCUGUGCAGGGGAGUGUUUCUGUGAGGGCCCUGCCCUGCCAGGUGACCCGGGCCUGGAAGGGGAGCCAGGUCGCCCCGGCGUGCCUGGCAGGGUGGGCAUCCGGGGAGAUCCCGGCCCCCACGGGGAUACAGGAGGACCCGGACGCCAUGUCCUGGUGGCUUCCCAGGUGUCCCAGGAGAAGCAGGGGAAGAUGGGCCUCCUGGCACCCCAGGGGAUCCAGGACCGCCGGGGGAUGGUUACCCAGGGUUGCCAGGCGACAGAGGGUAUCCAGGACCAGAUGGGUUCAAAGGCCCUCCGGGACCUGCCGGACCACCAGGUGACACGCUGCCCUGUGAGUACCAUAACCCCGGACCAGUGGGACCUAAGGGCGACCCUGGCCCUAACGGUGUCCCGGGAGAUCCAGGCCUUCUGGGUUUUCCUGGGCCCUCCGGCCCAGCCGGGCCCAAAGGAGCGAGAGGCGAUCCUGGGGAACGGGGUGGAACCGCAGGUACCAAGACGAACAUGGCACGGGGUACGAGGGGCUCCGGGAGAUCCAGGAUACCCAGGCCCCGCAGGGCCGAGCCUGCAGGGGCACCCUGGACUGCCUGGCCGACGUGGCCUCCAGGGGCCGAAGGGACAGCCUGCCGACGGCCGGGGGGCCCAGGGACCCCCAGGACCACCAGGACCACCAGGGCUUCCUGGGAUACCUGGACCAAAAGCAGGCCAUGGCCCACCAGGCCCACCUGGCUCAGAAGGGAACUGUUCCCAGGAAACUGGGCCCCCGGGCCUGCCAGGGCCCCCCGGGGAGAAAGGCUCCAAGGGCUCCCAAGGUUACCUCGGAGAGAAAGGCAUGAAGGGUGACGUCGGCCUCUCUGGCAGGGGCAGGAAGGGACCCCAAGGGGACUUAGGCCCCCCAGGCCCCCCCGGACACCCCGGAUCUCCCGGCCCCCAAGGAAUCUCGGGCGACCCUGGAAAUCUGGGGCCAGCUGGGGUGAAAGCGUUACCUGGACGGCCGGGCCCCACUGGGCGUCCGGGGAGGAAAGGGGAGCGAGGGGUCGAUGACUUCCCUGGCCCUCCGGGGCCCAAGGGGUUCAAAGGCAGAAAAGGUGUGCAGGGCCGUGCCGGCCGCCUGGGAGACAUGAACAUGUUCAAAGGGACUCGGGGAGACAUGAUGCGGGGGCCACAGGGAUACACUGGCCCCAGAGGUCAGAAAGGACAGCCAGGAGGGGCGGGGCAGCCGGGCAGAGACGGGUGGCCCGGCUCCCCGGGGUUGCCGGGUCUGCCGGGGCGACCAGGGGCCAGUCUGCCCGGAGCGAAGGGCCUUCCGGGAUCGCCCGGGUGCAACGGUACAGCCGGUCCCGUGGGCGACCAGGGAGAUUUUGGGUACAGUGGCCCCCCCGGACUCCCCGGGCCACAGGGGUACCCCGGAAUUAAAGGUGGUCCUGGUUUGGAGGGGGACAGAGGGGCCCCCGGUUUCUCUGGCCCCCCAGGAAACAGGGGACUUCCUGGCCCCAAAGGCUGUGCUGGACAGGGGCUCCCAGGACCACCUGGCCCACCUGGUUUCGCAGGUCUGACCGGUGCUCAGGGGUACCCUGGUCGAGCAGGACCUCCAGGACCAACUGGCCGUCUAGGCGCCCCAGGAAGCCCAGGCCCCCCAGGUUCCCCGGGGCCUCAUGGUAUCCCGGGUUUGAAUGGUCUGAGAGGAGUGAAGGGGGAGAAGGGGAGCAGAGGUGCUGGUGAGAGGGGCCCCGAUGGACCCCGAGGAUUCCCAGGGGACCGGGGCCCUAACGGCAACCCAGGGCCACAAGGGACCUCUCUCUGGGGCCCCAAAGGUGUGAGGGGCUGGGAGGGGUCACCGGGUGAACCAGGAAGCCCUGGUGAUGUUGGUCUUCCUGGCACAGGCUGCUGUAAUUACACCUCUGCACUACCAGGAGACCCUGGUAACCAAGGGAAAACAGGGCCACCAGGGCCGCCAGGGGUCAUUGGGUUGCCAGGGACAGGGCUUCCAUUUCGGGGCGAAAGGGGGAAUGACGGUCCUCCAGGACACCCAGGUCCAAAAGGAGAGACGGGUCCCAGAGGACCUCCCGGACACCCAGGGUUUCCAGGGCCCCCCGGUCCCAAAGGUAUGACCGGACUUAUGGGGAUAAUGGGCGUGCCGGGGCCCAAGGGCCCUCCCGGUCUUGAGGGCCGAAGAGGAUGUGUGGGAGAUAAGGGGAUGAUCGGAGAGCCAGGACCCAAAGGGCUUCCUGGGGACCCUGUCUUCCGCCCCACACCUGGACCACCUGGACCACCAGGACCCAUUGGUCCACCGGGGCCUCCUGGUUUCCCUGGCAACCCAGGAAACGUUGGGACAGUCGGAAUUAUAGGGAGAAAGGGUCAGCCAGGGUCACCAGGAUUACCAGGUGUGGACGGGGCCCUGGGACCAGCAGGAGCUCCAGGAGACCCCGGGGCCGAUGGGGUGCGAGGGUUUGUGGGACCGCAAGGCAUCCCGGGUCCUCCAGGUGAGAGGGGAUUCCCAGGCUCUUCCAGGGCCAAUGGUUACGGCUUCCUGUUGGUGAUGCACAGCCAAUCAGAAGAGAUUCCCAUUUGUCCAGUUAACAUGGUUACGAUGUGGAAUGGCUACAGUCUACUGUACAUGGAGGGGCAAGGGAAAGCACGCCCACAAGACCUGGGUCGGGCCGGGUCCUGUUUGAGGAUCUUCAGCACCAUGCCCUUCUCCUACUGCAACAUGGCCGCCUGUAACUACGCCAGCCGCAACGACAAGUCCUACUGGCUGUCCACCACGGCGGCCACGCCCAUGAUGCCCGUAUCGGGCGCGGAGAUCCGGCAGCAUGUCAGCCGCUGCGUGGUGUGUGAGGCCCCAUCCCCUGCCGUGGCUGUGCACAGCCAGGAGCCCAGCACACCCCCCUGUCCCUCACGGUGGAGGAGCCUGUGGACUGGGUACUCCUUCCUCAUGCACCAAGGGGGCGGGCAGUCUCUGACAUCACCGGGCAGCUGCCUGAGGGACUUCCGCUCCCAGCCCUCCAUUGAGUGCCAGGGCCCGCGCGGUACGUGUCACUACUUCACCAACGCCUACAGCUUCUGGCUGACCCGCGUGGGCGCGGCCGAGCAGUUCAGCCCCGCCCCCGCGUCCAACACGCUGAAGGAGGCGUGGCAGCAGAGGCAGACCACCAGCCGCUGCAAUGUCUGCAUAAGGGAGUGAGGAGGCCCCAACC
Conger conger (European conger) is the source of this 4709-nucleotide messenger RNA. RefSeq names its product collagen alpha-4(IV) chain-like. The record is from RefSeq and is a predicted model, not a curated record. Gene Ontology annotation, molecular function: extracellular matrix structural constituent. The transcript has 45 exons. Gene Ontology annotation, cellular component: collagen trimer; basement membrane. The coding region runs from base 92 to 4696 and encodes 1534 amino acids. Lineage: Eukaryota; Metazoa; Chordata; Actinopteri; Anguilliformes; Congridae.